AUCGAUUAUCGAUGACUCAAACACUGAGUCAUGAAGCAAAGCCAGCUAAUCCGUUUCUCCGGAGGAUUGUCGGCGCUCCGCUAACAGCAUGCUAACAGUUAGCCGGUUUCUAACGACAACAGCUAGUAACUGUGACGCAGCAGCGUCGCCAUGGAUACAGUGAGCCCGGUUCCACCCGGACUUAACCCGGUUUAACUGAACUGGGUUAAGUCCGGAGCCUUUAACGCUGCAGCUAGUUAGCUUAGCACAGACGGCCAAUCAGAGCGCAAGAUGGAGCAUCAGCCAAUCACAGCGGCCUACAUCUGCCCCAUGAUUGGUCCACAGAUCAGGCUCAUGGACUCUUCACCUGAAACUCUUACCUGGUUACUCUUGGUUGCAGCAUGGAGCGCCCUUAUUGGAUGGAUCACUCACUGACUGCACUACCUCCAGAUCUCGACUCAGCAGCACGAUGUCAGGCUCUUCUGAUGAAGGUGACCAGAGGAAGGUGGAGUCUACCAGCAGGAUGUGGGCGGAGUCUCAGCCAGGUCCAUCCAGAUGUCAGCCCAGCAGACAGGGUUACUGUGGGUACUGCAGAGUCCUCUAUAGCAACCUGGACCAGCACUUGUCCAGUCUCAGACACCUGGAUUCUGUCCGGUCGUCCUCCCGAGGCUCCAGCACCGUCUCCUCCGCAAGCGGCAGCAGAACCAAACUAACCCUGCUUGAGCGCUUCCUGCAGGAUGUCAUGCAGCACCACCCCCACCGCUACAACGACCCCAGGCCAUCUCAUGCUGACCUCCCAUCAGUUUCUGCCCCUCCGUUGCCAAGGGAGGAGCUUGAUGAACUCCGCUUCUCUGAUGAAGACAGCCGGUCCCUGGGCACCCGUGAAAACCUGCCGAGCUCUGAUGACGCCUCUUGCCAGCCAGCCAAUCGGAAGGAAGACAACCGAACACACAGCCAAUCAGGAGAAGGAGACAGAGAGCGGGAGAGUAAGGAAAGGCUGUCUGCACCAAUCAGAGAGCAGGAGGAGGGAGGGCCCAUCCUUGCAGGGCACACACAGUCCUCACAAGCACAUACCCUGACCCCACAUUCAAAGACCCCGCCCCCACACCAUCAGGCCACUCCCACUGUCCACAGGAAGGCUCACAGAAAGACAAACAGGAGGAAAACCAGCGACUCCUCUUUAUCUGAACCGACAUGCCUCAGGGAUACAGACCUUGAUCUUUGGGCUCCCACAGAGCUCAGGCCCUCUCCAGGCCCUGGUCCUGGUCCAAGGCCUAGUCCCCGGCCCUCCAAAGAGAUGAGAUACUGUCCAGACCCUAGCCCUUGUCCAGGGCCUAGUCACCAGCCCCCUACAGAGCACAGGCCCCUUCCAGAACCUGGUCCCUGUCCAAGGCCUAGGCCCAUGCCCCCCACAGAGCUGAAACCUUGUCCUGACCCUGGUACUUUUCCAAGGCCUAGUCCUAGGCCACCCACAGAGCUCAGGCCCUGUCCAGACCCUAGUCCUUGUUCAAGGCCUAGCCUCCGACCAGAGUUUAGACCCUGUUCAGGCCCUGGUCCCUGGCCCCUCACAGAGUCCAGGCCCUGGUUGCGCUGGGAGAAGGAGAGGAGGGAGGCCCAUAAAGAGGAGGCGUUCUCCUCAGACCACAGUGACUCUGUGGAUCAGACCAUAGAGGAGGUGAUCCAGAUGUGUUGUUAUGGAGUCAGUUCUGCAACUCCUUGGCAGCAGGACGAGACAGAGAGCUUUCACUUCAGCCUCCCAGUCUCCAUGGAAACACAGAGUGACGACUGGGACUCACCUGUACAGCAAAGACAAACACUCAGUGACACACCUGUCCAGGCCAGCCAGGUGGAGGGGCGGGACCUGAGCCAUCUGAUGGAUGCUCAGGUGGAUCUGGAGGACCAGGUAUACCUGUACCAACUUGACUCCGCCCUCAACAGUGAGCAGCGAGCAGGGACUGAGUCCAAACAGGACCAGGGCUUUUGGACUGUGCCAAUAGAGGCGGUGCUGCCAGCCCCGGAGCAUAUCCCAGAAUCCUUCAGGGGGAAGAGCUGGAGGCAAAUCGAACAAGAGGAUGAGCAGAAGGUUGAAAAACUGGUCCGACAGUUCAGACGGGGGAGAUUCAUCUGCUACUUUGACACAGAGUCUCUGGCAAGGUACGGUAGGAGGAGCCAAAACAAGAAAGGGGGCAGUGAGAAUGAGAAGGUGGAGUCAGACACCAACGCCCUGCUGUUAAUGGAUGACGAUGACUCGUCAUGCAUCAGGAGGAGGAAGAGAGGGAAGCGGGCCUUCAGAGUGGCGUCCAGGUGUCAGGUGGUCAAAGUCAGUCACAGCACUCAGACGAUCCGAUUGGUUGUCCCAGCUGUUCGCCAAACAGCUUUGGAGGCCCCCCCCACCAGCGUCUCAGUAGCCAAUCAGGAUGUAGCAGAGAGGACUCCUGAGGUGCAGACUUGGCGCUCCCUGCCUUCGUCGUACUCCAACAUCAUCACACCUCUGCAGCCUCGCACCUCUCUCAUCUACCUGCUCUGCUCCCCCUCAGGCCCCGCCCCCACUGACACACCUGCACUGGGCUCCACCCCUAAACGCUGCAGGAAGAAGAGGCGGCCGCUUGACCAGCAGGGGGUAAAGGUCAAAUACAAACAGCUUCCUGUUAGGUUCUAUGACCCCAGCAGCAACCGCAUCCUGAAAAACCCUCCCAGAAGCUUCGUGUGGAGGAAAGGCUCCAGCCCGCCGCCACCCUGCGUCCGUCAGCUAUUCAGAAGUCUGAGUCCGGACCUGAACGCUGACAGGCUGCCGGGAGAGGGAGCUGUGGGGUCCUCCAGGGUCAAAGGUCAGAGGUCGUCGGACACUUUCCUCCUGAGUGGACAGACUAACAAACAGGACACAGUCAGGAGGCGGGGCAGGAUUUCUCAAGCCCCGCCCCCUCCACCUCACAGCGGGUUAGAGCGGGGAAAGGGGGGGAGGAGGGACAAGACACACCACCCACCCCCUAGGAGAAGAACCAGGGCCCAGGCCACGCCCCCGCAGCCCAGAAGAGAGGGUCUGCGUCGGGCAGGACCCAGGACUAAAGCCCCCACUCCUACAGACCCACCUCACUCGCCCUCACCCCGCCGGGGGAGGGCCCGGAGGGGGCGGGGCUGUGAGAGGGGGCGGAGGUAGCAGGACAGGGUACCUGUCCCGGUAAAAGCCGCAUUUACAAAAGAUUCCGUUUGUAAACAAGGCUGCUGGACUUUAUAUGGAUUCUGUUUAAUGAUGUCACUAUUAAAAAGAAUCAACAUGUCAUUUUAUGUUUGUGUGCAGAAACAUGAAAAUAAAAAACGUAAUCCGUAAUUUACAUUUUUUUAUUUCAUUAAUUUAUAUUGAAAAUCCUACAUUUGAAUUGUUAUCAGAAUUGAAAUUAACUUUAUUUAAACAACAUCCUGUGCACACAAAUAGAAAAUGAAUCCAGAGUUUGAUUAAAUUAUUUUAUUAUAAUGUUGGCAGACCUGGUACCAUUUCUUCAGGUACUGUUGUUUGAUAUUUUAUACCUUUACACUCAUGUUUCUAUAUCAAUACAUUAUGUUGAAUAAACAUAUAUGUUGAAUUUUAUAAUCUGAA
Messenger RNA from Centropristis striata (black sea bass), 3574 nucleotides. It is a transcript of the gene zdbf2, whose product is annotated as zinc finger, DBF-type containing 2. Gene Ontology annotation, molecular function: nucleic acid binding; zinc ion binding. Bases 449 to 3136 code for a protein of 895 amino acids. The record is from RefSeq and is a predicted model, not a curated record. The transcript is spliced from 11 exons. NCBI's taxonomy places the organism in Eukaryota, Metazoa, Chordata, Actinopteri, Perciformes, Serranidae. Gene Ontology annotation, biological process: genomic imprinting; epigenetic programming of gene expression.